AUGAAUAAUUUCCCAGGCAUCACUUUGAAGAUCUAUGAGCUUUAAUUCGUUGUUAACCCCAAUGAUAGAGCCAUCUAAAUUCCAUAGUAAAUUCAGAUAUCUUAAAAAAAUCCGAAUCAAAACUUUCAAAUCUGUGGAAUUAAACAAAUUUAAUAGAAGCAGACCAUCUUAAAUUGUUUUUCUGAACUGUAAUCAAAGAUCGAACAACCUGAGACUUUCUGUGAAAAUCUAAUGCAAACAACUCGACCACCGACACAAUGGUGUGACAAUCCGGCAGAAGUAGAAAAUCGAUAUCCUAGAAAAAGUAUUAAGACGGAGCAGAAUUUAGUGAAUUAAUUAGUAACAUUGAAGAGAGCUAUCUAAUCUUAGAUUCCAAAACAUCGUCAGAAGGGAAGCAUGAUAUUUUCGGACAAUCGCGAAUAGGAAAUAAACUAUUACAAUCCGACAAGUAAAAACAUGUUUUAAAUAUAAGACUAAAGAGGUCACCGCAGCCUAAGAAGUGAUGUCCUCUACAAGACAAUAUCUCGGGAUAUGAGAAAAUUUUAUUCCAAAGACUUCAAUGCAGUGACAGGCUUUAUUAUAAUAAAAAAUAGAAGAGAAAAAAAGUUUUUCCUCGCUUAGAUAGAAGCCUACCUUAAAUAUAGGUUUCCAGAGUUCCACUACCUAUUGGAUAAGAGAUUAUAAUAAAGCGGUUCUCAAACUAGUGAAAAUAAAAUUAAUGAAAUAGUUUUCUUCUUUGGGUGCCUAAUUUACCCCAAAGAGAUGCACAAGUGUCUAUAGACUGAAGAUCAAUCUACCGCCAAAUCCGCUGAUAGCAAUCCUGACAGGAUUAAGAUGAAGUCUAUUUAAAAUGCAAAACUUAAAUCCUUCCACGAAUCCUUAUAUCAAUUUUCUCUCCAAAAACUUUAUGAUUUAAUCUGCUCUGAACUUUACGCGUAUUUCUUCUGCCAUUACUUCUAGAAGCAGAUCAUUGAGAAGAACCAUAUAGAGACAAAGUGCCCUAUGAACUAGCAUAAGCCAGCCUUUGUUAUAGCAUAUAACCUACUGCUAAGACUCAGCCAACUUACACUGGUGAGCUCCUUGCUAAAAUAAGAUGCAAAGACAUUAAAUGAAGAUUAUCUUUCAAGCGCCAUGAAAUAUUUGCAGUAGGAGCCAAAGACUUUGAAUCUAUUCCGUCCUGAAAACAAUCCAGAUAAAAAUUAAUUUCCCGAAGAUGACCUCAAAACUCUAACAUAAGAAGCAUUUUCAAUGAGAGAUGAGGAUUCUGACUCGGAAUUUUGA
Molecule: messenger RNA, 1281 nt
Organism: Stylonychia lemnae
Lineage: Eukaryota; Ciliophora; Spirotrichea; Sporadotrichida; Oxytrichidae
Source: the annotation of a GenBank genome assembly